AUGGAUGACUUCAAUUUGGCUAUGCAGAAUGCAGAUUUGUUUGAAGCCCAAGGGAAAGGUCUAACCUACACUUGGUGGAAUAAUCAAAAGGAUAGCCCGACAUCAAAGAAGAUUGAUCAUGCGUUCAUCAACCAACCUUGGGCUCAGGUCUUUCCAAACUCUUAUGCAGAUUUCCUUGCGCCACUGCAAUCAGAUCAUGCAGCUUGCCUUUUUCAGAUGCCUUCUAUUAAUCGCGAGGUUAGAAAGUCGUUUAAGUUUUUCACCCAUGUUGUAGCACACAAUGACUAUCAUGCGUCAGUUAGACAAGCAUGGAACCCGCAAGAGAUCCAGGGCACAUGUCAGUUCAAGCUAGUACGGUCUCUCAGACUAUUAAAACCAGUGAUCAGGGGUUUAAAUAAGCAGCACUUCAGCGGGAUUACAACAAGGGUUAAAGCUCAAGCAGAUAAGGUCAUAAGCGUGCAGCGGAAUAUUCUCUCUAACCCGGAUGCUCAAACAGUUAGGGAAGAACAUUAA
Camelina sativa (false flax) is the source of this 513-nucleotide messenger RNA. RefSeq lists its product as uncharacterized. The record is from RefSeq and is a predicted model, not a curated record. NCBI's taxonomy places the organism in Eukaryota, Viridiplantae, Streptophyta, Magnoliopsida, Brassicales, Brassicaceae.